AGGCUAGCAUGAAGGUUGGGCAGGGGUUAUGGUUAGGGUUUGGGUUGGGAUUAAGGUUCAGGUUAAGGUUAAGGUAAGGACUUCCCAAGGAUCCCGGAUAGCAGCACUGAUCCUAGAGGAAUUGCGUCAGGAAGCUGGCGAUGCGCCAUAAAGUCGCUAGUUAGAGAGCUCAGAAAAAAUGUUCUUCUGAGCGACUAGCUAGCUGUGAGGAAUGGUACAAGAGAGGGACUGUAGAAUUUCCAUAUCAAAUUUACUGAAGCAGUUUGCAUUGAUAGCUUCCAACAUGGCAUCGAUUUGUGACUUAUCAAUCUAUUUUCACUCCAGACUCGCGAGAUGACAUAUGUGUUUAGCUCUCGCGAGUUAGCAAGCAAUAAGCUAGAAGCUAGCUAGCUGUUUUGUUGCAAAUUAAGAAGUCCACCCGAAAUAAUGAGGCCUGUGAAUCGGAUGAAUUAUGGCUGCAACGCGUUAACUAAUCGUCAAAUGGAGCAGCCCAUCAUGACACCAACUGACAACCCUGCAGAAUUUUAGCAACAAACAUAAUUGAGAGCCAAAUGGUGUUUGUAAGCUUUCAAACAUGGGUGACAUGAAGACCCCUGAUUUUGAUGAUCUUUUGGCUGCCUUUGACAUCCCUGAUGCCACCAGUUUGGAUGCUAAAGAGCCCAUCCAGGAGAGUCAUGAUGAGGCAGAAGGUCAGCUGAAGCACACAGAGAUGUGUAUGGAGGACAGUGUAUCUGUUCACCAAGCUGUGGGUGCGUCUGAUGUUCCUGCUGUCAGUGUUAUAGUGAAGAACACAAGUCACCAGGAGUCGCCUGAUAGUGGUGGAGAGGGCCCACAUUUCAAUUACCCAUUGCAAAAUGGGUUCAGGGGGUCAGGGGCCUCCAUGGACUCUCAUCAGAUAAGCCACUGUGGUUCUAAGUCUUUUGUGUGUGCUUUGAAGGGGGAUGGCUCAAGAGGACUCUUAGGGAAGACCCCCGUCCAGCAAAAACCUGAAGGAACACCUUCCUUCUCUCAGUCCUUUUCCCAGUUUAGCCCCAUUUCUAGUCCAGAAUCUGAAGACACCCCAAGCAACGGGGUUGAUGUCCAUCCAAAACAAGAGAGACCCUACUUCCCUGCUGCCUCUAUAUUUAUGUCUGCAGAACCCCCAAUGUCAGACAAUCAGAAAAAACAACUGUCUUACAGUAUGUUUGACCAGUGCCAUAAAGUAGACUGUGAAGAACUUGAGAACCUUCCAAGGUGCAAAGGAGAAUCUAUCAAAGCAAAGGAUACCAGAACAGAGGUUAAGCCUGACAGUAAUGCCAGUGACCAGAAGGACAAGGGAGAUUGUCAGAGUGCAGUGCUCCCUGCAAGUGAUCAUAACAUUAUUGAGUCAAGCAGUAACAAUAUAGUGGCAACGUCUAAGAUGCCCACCUCUCAUCCAUGUGUCUCAACUCCAACAUCCAAACUAUCGUCUUGCCUUGAGGCAUUAGUGGCUCUGAAUGCCAGAAAUUAUCCCAGUGAACCACCAAACUCUGGAGACUUAUCAGUGGCUCAUGACGGCACCAUGAAUGUUAGUCCAAAAAUGCCCAUGUCACCACAAAGUCCCCGGAGUUCCCCUGAAGCUGUGAAGCGGUUAAUGAAACCACCUGACAGUCCUGUAAGCAUUUGCAGUGAUAGCAGUGGCAAGGGAUCCCCAGCACUGGCAUCUGGCUCACCCCCAGCCAUACCGAGGGUCAGAAUAAAGACCAUUAAAACUACGACUGGGCAAAUCCAGCGCAUGGUUACCAGUGUAGUACCUGAUUCAGAAAAUGAGGAGGUCCUGUCUGUUGAGUCCUCCCCAUCCCAGAGAAUUAUUGUUGAGGCCUACUCUAGUUUGUCUCCAUAUCCCUCCUAUAAUGUGAUAAGCGAUAUCAUUGUUGAUAUGCCCAUCAAAAGUACACCAGUUGGUAUUCUGCCAUCAAAGGUUACUGAUGACAAAUUAAAGGGGAACUCCAAGAGGCCAAGACCAAUGCAGUCCCCAACUAUUUUUCAUAAUACAAGUAGUCCGGUUAUGAGACCUAUGCCGGUUGCCCAGCACGGGCCUUCUACACAAAAGAGGAUUUCAUCAGUUCAAACAGGCAACUCGCCCAAUGCAAGCUUCCUUCCUAAGGCAAUGCACUUAGCUAACCUGAACCUAGUUCCUCACAGUGUUGCUGCAUCAGUCGCAGCACGCUCUACCUCCCAUCAACAGAGCCAACAACGUGCACUUUCCUCCUCUAUGGUGUGCAGCACUGUCCCAUUGGUGCAUCAAGUAAAAAAAGCCGCCCCUAAUCCAUGUGCUGCCAUUCCUAGUACAGCAGCAGGUACUUUAAACAGACUGUUAAACAAUGCGAACCCUGUACCCACAUUCGUACCCAACCUGAACCCACCACCUGAGAGCAACAUCCACUUGCCACCACGCGGAUAUUGCUGUCUUGAAUGUGGGGACUCCUUUGGGGUAGAAAGGAGUCUCGCCUAUCAUUAUGGCAGGAGGAGUGUGCACAUUGAAGUAGCCUGCACCCACUGUGCUAAGACCAUGGUAUUCUUCAACAAGUGUGCCCUGCUGGCACAUGCACGAGAACAUAAGAACAAAGGUGUGGUGAUGCAGUGCACACAGCUCUCCAUGAAGCCCAUAGCAGAGGGACAGAUGUUUGUACCUUUGCUCGCUGAAUCCUCUUUGCAUGGGGGCUCCCAUGUGCCCCCAUUAUCCUCACCUAAAACCCAACCAGUCAUGCCCCUCUAUGCAGACAAAGUCAUCCGCCACAGACUCUGCUGCCUGGAGUGUAACAAGCAGCUAUCAGAUUACAGAGGUCUCGCAGGCCAUUACCAGAGGCUGUCGGAAGAAAUGGAGGGACUGAUGUGUAAGGUGUGCCCGAUGCUGCUACCAAACAAGUGCAGCUUCCGGGCUCACCAGCGUAUUCAUGCCCACAAGUCUCCUUACUGCUGCCCUGAGUGUGGUGCGCUGAGUCGCUCUGUGGACAUACAGAAGCAUGUGAAGGAGAACUGUCUUCACUAUGCACGCAAGGCUGGCUAUAAGUGUCUUCACUGUGAUAUGGUUUUCAUGUCAUUUAAUGUGCAGAAGCGUCACAUUGAGGAGAAACACUGUGAGGUCUUCUAUAAGUGCACUAUCUGUCCUGUUGCCUUCAAGUCUUCUGAUGGAUGUCAAAUGCAUUUGACAACUAAGCACAACGCCAGCGUAGUGGCUCCUCAGUUAAUCUUCAAGUGUUCUUGUGAGACAGUGUUCAAGAAAAAGCAGUUAUUGCUUCAGCACUUCCAUCAAAAUGCCAAAAAGCUUAUAACCUGUGUGUUCAAGUGCCCUGAGUGCACUUCAAUCUUCACCCACAAGCAGUCGUUAAUGCAGCAUUUUAAGGGGGUGCAUGAAGGAAUCUUCAAAGAGGUGGAGAAAAACACAAAACCAACAGAGAUGACUGCACAGCACCAAGAUGUUACCUCUGCAUUCCACCAGCCAAAGGUAAACACUCCCAUUGAACACUCUGAUGCAACCAGAAAGAGGGUCCACUUGACUGCUCGGGACAGGAAGACCAAUCUGAAAAAUGCUGGUUGGACCUGUGGAGAGUGCCUACACUGGCUGCCUGACCGAGAAGUCUACGUCUCUCACAUGAAGAACAACCAUGGGAGGUCACUGAAGAGGUAUCCAUGCCGGCAGUGUGAGAGGUCUUUCAGUUCCUCUACAAGUUUGAGAAGACACAUUCGCAAUGACCACAAUGGAAAGAAAACCUUUACCUGCUGGUAUUGCACAGAUGAGAGGACAACAUUCACCACAAACAUCAUGCUGAAGAACCACAUCAGUUUGAUGCAUGGGAUCAAAAAUCCAGACUUUAGUCUGUCAAAAUCAACCCCUCUAGAUACCAUAAAAGCCUUGGGAGAGAGGCUUGUUUCAAAGAGACCUGCUUUGGCAUCCCAGAGGGAGGGGGAGGAUGGUGCUGCCCUAGAAGGCUUCUCUACCAAACGUCUGAAAUCUCACUUUCGCUGCGCUAAGUGUGGUUUCACCUCAGAGGAUGGCACACAGUUCCAGCAGCACAUACCUCAGCAUAAAACCGAUAAAAAUUCUCCCCAAUGUCUGCACUGUGGAUUAUGUUUUGCAUCUCAGCUGUCUCUCAACAGACACCUGUUUAUUGUGCACAAAGUCAAAGACCCCGGGGAAGAGAAGAAGGAAAUGAUAGACGUGGAGUAUGAGAGCAGAAAGAAGCAGGAAGAGGACGUGGGGAAAACAGUGGGUGUGAAUGAGGGAGAGGACUUGCCACCUCCAUUAGUUAAAUCUGACCCUUCACGGAAAGAGGAUCCAACCAGGUUGCACUGUGAGACUGCAGUAAGACCAUUGACCUUUAAAUCCACAUACAGCACUGACCUAGAGAUUCAUGGAUAAUCUUCAGGCGUAAUAGAAUCAAUAAGCGCAAUUUUGAACCUCUUAAAAGCUGCCAUCUCCAUUUCUUUGGUAAAUAGUAGUCACGCUUUUCUUUUUUUUUGCCUUACAAAUAAUUUUGUUUUAUGUUUCUCAAGCCCUUGGGACUGGCAGAUGUUCCACAUCAACUGAAAA
Messenger RNA from Oncorhynchus gorbuscha (pink salmon), 4552 nucleotides. Its product is annotated as zinc finger protein 592-like. The record is from RefSeq and is a predicted model, not a curated record. The coding region runs from base 575 to 4381 and encodes 1268 amino acids. Lineage: Eukaryota; Metazoa; Chordata; Actinopteri; Salmoniformes; Salmonidae. The transcript has 10 exons.